This is a messenger RNA of Cuscuta epithymum, 1015 nucleotides long. Lineage: Eukaryota; Viridiplantae; Streptophyta; Magnoliopsida; Solanales; Convolvulaceae. The record is from the annotation of a GenBank genome assembly.
UCCAUUUCAAGUCCACAGGUGAUCGAGAGACUACAUAUUACUCCGUACUAUUGUUUUGGGUAAACCAUUUACUAUACGUCUAUAAUUAAACAAAAUACAAAGGGAAAUUAAAUUAACUGCGCACCAAAUAACAAAAUAAUAAUCGCGAUAAAAGCAAGAGAGGGGGAGGCAAAGUCUUCAACAUUUAAAGCCAAAAUCACAAGAAGCUAAGGGAGUUCGUCUGGUUAUUGAAAAUGUUUUUGAGAGCAACAAUUUUGGCGUUUCUGCUGGUCGGCUUGGCCGCCGCCACCUUUGAAAGAAAACCAUACCCACCUUGCGACAAGUGUAACUGCGUCGGGAAUGGGUGCGAGGGAAGAUUCCCGGCGGAGGCGGCGGUGGAGUGGCCAGACUUGGUCGGAGUUGAUGAAACAAUUGCGAGGGUGACCAUUGAGGAGACCAAUUCGUAUGUGACGGUGGUGACGGAAAAUGAUUACAAAAAUUGCCCGUAUCUGGUGGAUAGGUGUUGUAAUAGGGUCGUCCUAUGUGUUCAAUAUCACCCCACAAAUAAUGUGACCAAUGUCCCUAGGGUCGGAUAGAAUUGAAAGAAUUGAACUUCACAUUAUAUUCACACACAUUUUUGUUUUACAAUUUUAAUACAUAUUACUACACCGAUCAUGAAUUCUUUCGAGUGUAUCACAAAAUGAAAGUGCUAUUUCUUAAGGUACUAAAGAGUUGCAACAUCCUUUUUGGUCCAAAUAUUUGUAAUAGUUUGAUAUAUCAGUCCCUACCAUUAUAUUUGAGCUUGAUGUAUAAUGUAUUGCAUGGGAAUUGGAUUAUAUGAGUACAAAGUCGUAUUACAAAUCAAUACAUUACAAAAUAUCUUAAACCGGCCGGAGGGGAAAAAUAUACUAUCGUAUAUGUUUACUACGAAGUCUACUAAAAUUAAUGACAAAUUCCCAAAAUAAGAUGAAACAUAAUUUUGAGCCCGUUUGGAGACCUCUUUUUUCCGCUUAUCAGGCUUAUCAGCCAGCUUUUU